Rotaria socialis is the source of this 618-nucleotide messenger RNA. The record is from the annotation of a GenBank genome assembly. NCBI's taxonomy places the organism in Eukaryota, Metazoa, Rotifera, Eurotatoria, Philodinida, Philodinidae.
AUGCCCUUAUACAACCAACACGUUCAAUAUCUGAUCGUCAAUGCGGAUUCAGUAGCUGAAGUUCAUCAAGCUGCUGCAUAUGGGUUUGGUGUAAUGGGAAUGAAUGGUGGUCCUGUCUAUGCUCGUGCGUGUGCUGAAUCAUUGCCAGCAUUAUUUACAUUAGUUAGUGCGUCGGAUAGUCGUUCAGUUGAAAAUAAUACAGCAACAGAGAAUGCAAUAAGUGCAGUUACAAAAAUUUUGAAAUUUAAUAAUUCAUGUGUGGAUAAUAUCGAUAAACUUCAUCAUAUUUGGUUAUCUUGGCUUCCAAUCUAUGAAGAUACAGAAGAAACACCACAUGUUUAUGGAUAUCUAUGUGAUUUAAUUGAACAAAAUAAUCCAGUCAUUGUUGGUCAAGAUCAAUCAAACAUUCCAACUAUAAUUAAACUAUUUUGUGGUGCUUUUUCUAAAUCAUCUAUUGAAAUUAAUUCACUUGUGGGUCAACGAAUGAUUCUUAUAUUAAAACAUGUUCAAACAAUUCCAUCCAUAUUUCAAACAUGUAUCAAUGUUUUAACAAAUGAAGAACGUCAAGCAUUAACUAAUGCAUUAAAUUCAUCUGUAUCAACACUAACAAUAUCAUAA